Naegleria fowleri is the source of this 873-nucleotide messenger RNA. RefSeq lists its product as uncharacterized. Bases 1 to 873 code for a protein of 290 amino acids. Lineage: Eukaryota; Heterolobosea; Eutetramitea; Acrasida; Naegleriidae. Gene Ontology annotation, cellular component: cytoplasm. The record is from RefSeq and is a predicted model, not a curated record. Gene Ontology annotation, molecular function: phosphatase activity. The transcript has a single exon.
AUGGCCGAACACCAAACAUCCUCCCACUACUUUUGCGAUGAUCAUGAUGAACACCAUUUGUCCUUGUCAUCGUCCACAAAAAAACAAAUUAUAUUUAUACGACAUGGAAGAUCAGUAUUCAACGAAUUAUAUGUGGAGAGUGGGGAGAAUUGUCCUCCGAAUGAUCCUUGGGUGAUUGAUUCAGAGCUCUCGGAAAUAGGUCUCUCCCAAGUGCAAGUUUAUAAUGGACAUUUGGGAAAAUUACUUGAAAAGGCGUUGAAGAGUACUUUGCGAAAUGAUUCACACAAACAAUCGAGCAACAAUGAUUGUUCUAUGAAAAUUAUUUCUAGUCCAUUGACGAGAUGUAUUCAAACAUGUUUUCAUGUGUUAAACACUCAUCAGAUACUGCUUGUGAACAAAGAAGAAACUGUUUUGAAUGAAUCUAGAAAAAUUAUUGAGAUCGAUCCUGAUUGCACAGAACUUGAAGAAUCUUCAUGUGAUGUUGGAAGUACAUAUUGUGAAUUAAUUGCCAAUGAAAAGAUGAAGCAUAUACUAUCUCAUUUUGAUUUGAGACUCAUCGAGAAUAGAGGAAAGUGGUGGUAUCAAAGUGAGGAUAAUUCCCAGCAAACAGUUCAUUUUGAGCCUUGGGAACAUUUUAUGGAAAGAGUGAGGCGAUUUACUGCUCGUUUGCAUACUGACCUCACAACCUGUGACACCAUCGUUGUUUUUUCUCAUUUUACUUUCAUCAGAGAGUGCGUCAAUUAUUUGGCAUCAUCUCUAAAGAUUGACCAUGCUCAUUCCAUUGUUGGAGAAGAGGAAUCAAAACAGAAAAACAUCCCAAUAUCGAAUCUCGAAAAUCGAGAAGUAAUCAUUUUAGAAUUUGAUCGCAAUUAA